This is a messenger RNA of Parastagonospora nodorum SN15, 249 nucleotides long. RefSeq lists its product as hypothetical. The transcript has 2 exons. Lineage: Eukaryota; Fungi; Ascomycota; Dothideomycetes; Pleosporales; Phaeosphaeriaceae. The record is from RefSeq and is a predicted model, not a curated record. The coding region runs from base 1 to 249 and encodes 82 amino acids.
AUGUCUGACGGUCUCAACGAUGCCCGCGCCAUACGAGUCGCUGAGAUUAUGACUGAUUUCCGCAACCUCCAGCACUACAUUUCACAAAUACGGGCUUCACCUACGGCAGAAGAGUACUAUCUCGAGGGCUAUUCACUGCUACGUGAGUGUGUUGCUGAAGCUCAAGCCGUCCUUCAGACCCCCUUUGCGGGCAACAGCGGCGGGGCGAUGGGCAACCCUGAGCAGGAACGACAACAGUUGAGAGCGUAG